AUGUUAUGUUGGGGACUUUGGUGCAGUAGGAAUGACUGUGUGUGGAAAGGGGCUAAUUUUUACAACCGCGCAUUUGUGGUGCAUGCAGCGUUAUCAUUUUGGAGAAAUUGGAAGCAGGUCAAUGAGUUGAGCGAUACAUACAUACUGCCUAGUAAUGUGGUGGAUCAAUGGAAACCUCCAAUCCAUGGUCGGUUGAAGUUGAAUACGAAUGUGGCAUUAGAUGGAUCCAGCUCGGUAAUGGGACUUGGUUGGAUUAUUAAAGAUGAUGCUGGACGAUUUAUUGCUGCAAAGUCUGAGUCCAUUGUUGGGGUCUUCAAUGUUAAAGAAGCCGAGGCAGUAAGCAUACGUGAAGCACUUAGUUGGUUGAAGGGGUUGGGCUACGGUGAUGUGGACGUUGAAACUAAUUCCCAACUCGUAUUUCAUGCAUUAUCUUCUGAUUCGUUUAGUUCCUCGUUUUGUCUUAUUAUUGAUGAUAUCAAAGAAACUACUUCUCAGAUUCAUGAUGUAGUCUUUUAA
This is a messenger RNA of Ipomoea triloba (trilobed morning glory), 516 nucleotides long. RefSeq lists its product as uncharacterized. The record is from RefSeq and is a predicted model, not a curated record. NCBI's taxonomy places the organism in Eukaryota, Viridiplantae, Streptophyta, Magnoliopsida, Solanales, Convolvulaceae. The transcript has a single exon. Gene Ontology annotation, molecular function: RNA-DNA hybrid ribonuclease activity; nucleic acid binding. The coding region runs from base 1 to 516 and encodes 171 amino acids.